Messenger RNA from Poecilia latipinna (sailfin molly), 3187 nucleotides. Its product is annotated as cullin-1. The coding region runs from base 361 to 2691 and encodes 776 amino acids. Gene Ontology annotation, molecular function: ubiquitin protein ligase binding. The record is from RefSeq and is a predicted model, not a curated record. NCBI's taxonomy places the organism in Eukaryota, Metazoa, Chordata, Actinopteri, Cyprinodontiformes, Poeciliidae. Gene Ontology annotation, cellular component: cullin-RING ubiquitin ligase complex. The transcript is spliced from 22 exons. Gene Ontology annotation, biological process: ubiquitin-dependent protein catabolic process.
GCGCGGCUCAUAGCUGAUCUUUGUGCGAAGCGGAGCAGCAGCGGAGAACAAGCUCAGUCCGAACAGAGGAACACAGAGGAGAACAGCGGCUCUGUAGGCCAGAAAACCCUCUCUACAGCGAUCAACCAGCCACAGCGACGAUCCUAACAUGGUCAGCUGGUGAAGGCGGGUCCAGGCGGAGGACAGCGCCACCCAGGCGUGCAGAGCGGCACUGCGUCCCGUCGCCAAGCUCCGCUGCAGCCGCCAGAUGGACUGCCGGCUCUGAGCACGCAGCGAGUCAGGACCCAAUCAGCCGCGGAGAGGAGCCAGGAGGGAGCAGGACCGGGUCGGGAGAGGAGAGAGGAGGCGAGGGGAGCCAGCAUGUCGUCCAACCGGACCCAGAACCCCCACGGACUGAAACAGAUCGGCCUGGACCAGAUAUGGGACGACCUGCGGGCGGGAAUCCAGCAGGUCUACACGCGGCAGAGCAUGGCCAAGUCGCGCUACAUGGAGCUCUACACACACGUCUAUAACUACUGCACCAGCGUCCACCAGUCCAGCCAGGCCCGGGGCUCCGUCCCUCCAGCCAAACCCUCCAAGAAGUCCACCACUCCGGGCGGGGCGCAGUUCGUCGGCCUGGAGCUCUACAAGCGGCUCAAGGAGUUCCUGAAGAACUACCUGACCAGCCUGCUGAAGGACGGCGAGGACCUGAUGGACGAGUGCGUGCUGAAGUUCUACACGCAGCAGUGGGAGGACUACCGCUUCUCCAGCAAGGUCCUGAACGGGAUCUGCGCCUACCUCAACCGCCACUGGGUCCGGCGGGAGUGUGACGAGGGCCGGAAAGGCAUCUACGAGAUCUACUCUCUGGCGCUGGUGACCUGGAGGGAGUGUUUGUUCCGACCUCUAAACAAGCAGGUGACGAACGCAGUCCUGAAGCUGAUCGAGAGAGAGCGGAACGGUGAGACCAUCAACACCCGGCUGAUCAGCGGCGUCGUCCAGUCCUACGUGGAGCUGGGCCUGAACGAGGAGGACGCCUUCGCCAAAGGGCCCACGCUGUCCGUCUACAAGGAAUACUUCGAGUGCCAGUUCCUGACCGACACGGAGCGUUUCUACACGCGCGAGAGCACCGAGUUCCUGCAGCAGAACCCGGUCACUGAGUACAUGAAGAAGGCCGAGGCCCGGCUGCUGGAGGAGCAGCGCCGCGUCCAGGUCUACCUGCAUGAGUCCACGCAGGACGAGCUGGCCCGCAAGUGUGAGCAGGUUCUGAUCGAGAAGCACCUGGAGAUCUUCCACACCGAGUUCCAGAACCUGCUGGACGCCGACAAGAACGAAGAUCUGGGCCGGAUGUACAACCUGGUGUCUCGGAUCACGGACGGGCUGGGCGAGCUGAAGAAGCUGCUGGAGACCCACAUCCACAACCAGGGCCUGGCCGCCAUCGAGAAGUGUGGCGAGGCGGCGCUCAACGACCCCAAAGUCUACGUCCAAACCACGCUGGACGUCCACAAGAAGUACAACGCGCUGGUCAUGUCCGCCUUCAACAACGACGCCGGCUUCGUGGCCGCGCUCGACAAGGCCUGCGGCCGCUUCAUCAACAACAACGCCGUCACCAGGAUGGCCCAGUCCUCCAGCAAGUCCCCCGAGCUGCUGGCCCGAUACUGCGACUCCCUGCUCAAGAAGAGCUCCAAGAACCCGGAGGAGGCGGAGCUUGAGGACACGCUGAACCAAGUGAUGGUUGUGUUCAAGUACAUCGAGGACAAAGACGUUUUCCAGAAGUUUUACGCCAAGAUGCUGGCCAAGCGGCUGGUGCACCAGAACAGCGCCAGCGACGACGCCGAGGCCAGCAUGAUCUCCAAGCUGAAGCAAGCCUGCGGCUUUGAAUACACGUCCAAGCUGCAGCGGAUGUUCCAGGACAUCGGCGUCAGCAAAGACCUCAACGAACAGUUCAAGAAGCACCUCAGCAACUCCGAGCCGCUGGACUUGGACUUCAGCAUCCAGGUGCUGAGCUCCGGGUCCUGGCCGUUCCAGCAGUCCUGCACCUUCGCUCUGCCCUCAGAGCUGGAGCGGAGCUACCAGCGCUUCACGGCGUUCUACGCCAGCAGGCACAGCGGCAGGAAGCUCACCUGGCUGUACCACCUGUCCAAAGGAGAGCUGGUCACCAACUGCUUCAAGAACAGGUACACCCUGCAGGCCUCCACCUUCCAGAUGGCCAUCCUGCUGCAGUACAACACGGAGGACAGCUACACGGUGCAGCAGCUGACCGACAGCACGCAGAUCAAAACCGACAUCCUGGUUCAGGUUCUGCAGAUCCUGUUGAAGUCCAAACUGCUGGUUAUGGAGGACGAGAACGCCAACGUGGACGAGGUGGACUUCAAACCGGACACGGUCAUCAAGCUGUUCCUGGGAUACAAGAACAAGAAGCUGAGGGUGAACAUCAACGUGCCGAUGAAGACGGAGCAGAAGCAGGAGCAGGAGACGACCCACAAGAACAUCGAGGAGGACCGGAAGCUCCUGAUCCAGGCCGCCAUAGUGAGGAUCAUGAAGAUGAGGAAGGUUCUGAAGCACCAGCAGCUCCUGGCUGAAGUUCUGAACCAGCUGUCGUCCCGGUUCAAACCCAGAGUUCCCGUCAUCAAGAAAUGCAUCGACAUCCUGAUAGAGAAGGAGUACCUGGAGCGAGUGGACGGAGAGAAGGACACCUACAGCUACCUGGCCUGAUCUCAUCGCCGCGGCGACUCCCCUCACUUUGAUUUUUAUUUGUAACCUUUUUUUUUUUUAAUUUGAUGUCUGAGUAAAUAACGUGUGGAUCUGAGGGGCGGAGCCGCCCAACCAUGUGGCCGCACCAAACAGGAAGAGGAGGGUUUGUGCUGCGAUGAAGGAAGAAACGCCCCUGCUGUCGAGGCUGGGAAACCCCGUGUACUCGCUCGCCCGUCCCAUUGACUCGCCCUCAUGUUGUAAAUAACAGACUGUAAGAGGAAUGAAACCCUUCUCUGCAUAGUGCAAACGUUCAUGAAUUAGUCUGAGGAGCGCCGCCGCACCCAAAGGUUCUGCAUGCUACCACGGCGACCGCACGGCGAGCCAGGCCGCUGAGCGAGGAUCGGACCGGCGCCGGCCGCAGGCAGGAGGCCGGAUCCAUUACUGAACGGUGGACAUUUGUAUAGUGUGGUUCAUUUUCUAAAUGUGUGAUAAAUAAAAACAAGGAAAGAUUUCUCUA